This is a messenger RNA of Nothobranchius furzeri (turquoise killifish), 1502 nucleotides long. RefSeq names its product caskin-2. Gene Ontology annotation, molecular function: protein binding. Lineage: Eukaryota; Metazoa; Chordata; Actinopteri; Cyprinodontiformes; Nothobranchiidae. The record is from RefSeq and is a predicted model, not a curated record.
CAGAGGGACGUGCUGCUGCUUGUGUCCAGCUCCCCCCAGUCAGCUCUGCAGUGGAUUAGUCAGGUGCAUUUAUUUAAAGAAGAGAGCACAGAGGCACGCAGGAGUCACAUCAUGCAGCGCAUCUACACACACAGCAAUGAGCAUUUCCAGGUCUUUACCACAGUCCUCGCCCCACAAGGGAGGUUUCGGUACAGAGCUGAAGCUGAAAAGAUGGUGGUGGUGCACAGCUACAGACCCCACUGGCCCGACGAGCUGGCUCUGUCUCCGGGUGACAUCAUCCUGGUUCUGUCCAAACACGAGGAGGAGAGGUGGUUCGGGCGGCUGCAGGACGGACAGUGGGGCUACUUCCCUUCCUCCUGUGUGAUGGAGCUGAGCCAGGCCCGUCUGCCUCCUAAAGGUCCAGGGAGGAGUUUGUCUCAGAGGAUCACGGCGAAGGACGGCGAACGCAAUAGUGGACACAUUCUGCAGACCCUCAGGAGGGGGAGCAGAAGAGAGGGAGGAGCGGGGCUGGACGUGGGCCAGGCCCCCUUCCUGGUUCAGCGGCCCCAGAACUCUUUGCCCCAGCCCGUGACCUCCCACCAUCAGAUACACAGAUCUCCGAGUUUGCUACACAGGAUCUUGUCCAAGUGCCGAAAAAAGAGCGAAUGCCAGGGAACAACAAAUGGGGCUUUCAUAAGCGACUGAGCAGCUCCUUUCCUGCGUGGAUCAGCAGUUUUGUUAGUAGGGAACAUAAAAAAUAUGUCUUAACCACCCAUAUGUGCCACUUUGCUCUGCUACAUUUCAGGAAAGGAACAAGAAGAAUGUAAAAGUUUAGAUCUUUUAAAUAAUUUUAAGAAAAUGUAUUAUUUAUUGUAACUGAAGUUUGGAGAAGAGUUGAAUGGUAGAUGGUGGCUAGUCCUUGUAAACACAAGUGUAAUAUAAAACUAAAAGCACUGUAAAGGUUUAUAAAGCAACGUUUGCAUGAACUGAUAUGAAAUUAUUGAGAUUGGAGCUAUUUGAAGAAUCCAAAAUGGUCUUUUCCUGUCAAAGUAAACUCUGUGUCUCCAAUAUGAUGUGAGAUGUUACUUGGAGACACACUUCCAUGAUCUGAUGAGAUUCAAACCAUAGUAAUUAUAUUUGUAACAACCUAGCAUUAAAAAGCUAACUGUACUGUUGCAGGGGCGGAUCUAGGAUUUUUCUGGGGAUGGGCUCAUCAAGGGGCCCCAAUGUUAACGGAGGGGCCAAGUAUUAGUCCAACAUCCUUACACAAGCUUUCACGCUGGAAAUUCUUAUUUGGCUCAUUAGCGCCACUAGUGUUUGGAUUUGGAAUUGUACCCACCAAUAAUCUCUCAGAUUUCAGAAGGGGCCAGUGCCCCCAUGGCCCUGCCCCUAGAGCUGCCAAUGUAUAGUAACUAAAUUUCAUGUACUAAUCUGAUGUACUUUUCAAUAGUAUUGAUGCUUGUUCUUUAUUAGUAAUAAUAUUUAUGUCACACAAUAAAGAUCAAAUGUGUCCUGACUAACAA